CCGACUGCGGUAGCUUUUUUUAAAUAUUUUUUCCGCCCUAAAUUCUGUUUCUUAAAUUAUUCAUUUCUAUUUCAUCUGCUAGGUUUAAUCUUCAAUGCAGUUAGUAUGAGGAAUUUCUGCUGUUUUUCUUUCUUUUUGUUUGUGUUUUGGACUUUUAUUUGGAAUAUUCCAGCUCAGAGUUGCCGAGAUUGUUGUUUUUUCAAUAAUUUGCCUGAUUGCUUAAAUUGGAACUGAUUUUCUAGGUGAUACAUGUAACAAUGCAGUUCGAUGGUUUCUGCUUUAAUAACAAAGGCAAUUGCAAUCAUAAUUAUCAUUUUCAUAAACUCUUUCUUUUGCUGUGUUACUUGAUUGUAUCGAUCUUUGUGUUUCUAGCUCUCAAUGUGGAAUGUGUGUGAUUUGGUUAGAGGUAAUUCGACUAUAAUAUUAAAUGAUGCAUUUUGUUAUUAUUUGAGAGGUGCCAGCAUUGUAUAAUUGGAGUUAAAUUUGCUCAUCUGCAUAUUGCCCUUUCCUUAAAAUGCUAAAGAGUGUUAAAGAUAUAAGAGUGUUAUAGGAAAAUGCUGUUUUAUGUUGAAAGGGGGGAUCGAUGAGCUUUGUUGGAUUGGGAGCAUCUAAAGGUUUGGUGAUGUUAUCCAGUGUUCAAUUAGCAUCUCGUUGUUUUAUAAACAUUAGCAUUAGCACGCCUUCAAAUGAUAGACAUCCAUCUGAACCGAGCAGCCUCAUUGCUAAUGCUGUUUAAUGAUAGUGGUUAAGAGUCAUUCAGGUCAUAAGUACAGAUUAUUUGCAAGAAUUUUUCCUGAAUGUUGCGAUCUCCAACUAUAAAGGCUAUUUUUAGCAUUAGAAUAAUUAGGUAUUUCAGAUACGGAGACUGUCAUACUCCCAUAACAUCGUAAAAGUUUCACUUUACAUAUGCCAUUGUGUUUUUGUAUGGUUGUUAGGCCGAACAGAUAUCAUAUUUCAUGAUUCCUUAACGACUAGAUAAAAAGUGAGACGUGUAAUUGCCCAUUGACUCAAGCUCUUGCAUUUCGUUGAACCAUGCAUUUAUAUAUCACGUGGCACCUGACACGUGUAAUUGUCCAUUAACUCGAGUUCUUGCAUUUCAUUUAACCCUACAUUUAUAUAUCACCAUUCCAUUGCAUGUUGUUAGUUUGUCGAUUGUUGAAAUUGACACGUGUGCUAGUUCAUGGCAAUGUAUGUUUGGAUGAACCAGCUGAAACGGGAUUUCAUUGAUAUAACUGAUUCUUGAAUUCCAUUUAAUCCUGAAAUUGUAUAUACCCACUUUAUCCAUGUUUUUCAGCCGCCUUAACUUAAAAAGGAAUUAUUGCAUUGCCAAGAUCUUUGUUUUCGUGCUUUUUUCCUUUUACAUUCUUUAUUGAAAUAUCACUUUUCUCCUUGUAUACUAAAACUUUGCAGCCUUAUGUGAUAGAGCUGACUCUUGAUUUGACGUAAUGUUCUGUUCUUAAAUCCUAGCACAUCCCUGGAGAAUGCUAUCUGACGUGGAACUAACUGGGACCGCAUUAUCAUCUGCCAGAGAACUUCUUCCGAUGGAAAUUAAUCUUGCCAAAGACGUUGAAAGCAGGGUUAGUCGUCCCAGGACUAUUGAGCACGAUUUUUGGCCACUGGAGGAAGUAGAUCCGAAGAAGGCAAGAUUUCCAUGUUGUGUCGUCUGGACACCUCUGCCCAUCGUCUCAUGGUUAGCGCCUUUUAUAGGACAUGUCGGGAUCUGCAAGGAGGAUGGCACCAUCAUAGAUUUCUCCGGCUCCAACCUCAUCAAUGUCAACGACUUUGCAUUUGGUCCUGUUGCCAGAUACCUUCAACUGGAUCGAGAGCAGUGCUGCUUCCCUCCCAACCUCGCGGAACACAGAUGCAAGCAACGGUAUGUGCACGCGGAAUUUGGGACGGCAAUGACAUGGGACGAUGCUAUCCAGACCAGCGGGCGCCACAUUGAGAACAGGUCCUAUAACAUCUUCACCUGCAACUGCCACUCGUUUGUCGCGGACUGCCUGAAUCGGGUCAGCUACGAGGGCUCAAUGAGCUGGAACAUGGUCAACGUGGCGGCUCUCGUUCUGGCCCAGGGGAGGUGGGUCAACGGCCUCUCGGUGCUGAGAUCUUUCAUGCCGUUUCUGGCGGUGCUCUGCAUGGGUCUAUAUGCGGUUGGAUGGCCAUUUGUAAUAGCUCUCCUGUCCUUCUCUUUCCUACUUCUGGUAUGGUUUUUGUUGAGUAAUUAUGUUUUUAAGAACAUGUCAGAUUGUUAGAUGAUGUUCAUACUCUUUUGGUAGACUGAAUAUUAGAGUUUUAUACAUACAUUACUACAUGUUUUGUUA
Salvia splendens (bonfire salvia) is the source of this 2321-nucleotide messenger RNA. RefSeq names its product protein REVERSION-TO-ETHYLENE SENSITIVITY1-like. Gene Ontology annotation, biological process: regulation of ethylene-activated signaling pathway; response to ethylene. Lineage: Eukaryota; Viridiplantae; Streptophyta; Magnoliopsida; Lamiales; Lamiaceae. Gene Ontology annotation, cellular component: Golgi apparatus; endoplasmic reticulum. The record is from RefSeq and is a predicted model, not a curated record. The coding region runs from base 1482 to 2252 and encodes 256 amino acids. The transcript is spliced from 2 exons.